Rhododendron vialii is the source of this 2927-nucleotide messenger RNA. RefSeq lists its product as uncharacterized. Gene Ontology annotation, biological process: protein phosphorylation. Bases 593 to 2692 code for a protein of 699 amino acids. The transcript has 21 exons. Gene Ontology annotation, molecular function: protein kinase activity; ATP binding. Lineage: Eukaryota; Viridiplantae; Streptophyta; Magnoliopsida; Ericales; Ericaceae. The record is from RefSeq and is a predicted model, not a curated record.
ACAAAAUUUAAUUUGUCUAGAGUACAAAUUCCAUUUCCCAAAAUUUUUCCUUGCCGGCUUUUGCCCCAAUUAAUCUCCCGGUUCAAGUCCCCGGUCCAAAACCUAAAAUUAAUUAAUCUCUCCUAAUAAACUCACAUGAUUAGCGAUUGAAAACCUCAGGUGAGGAAAGAAACCAUCACUAGAAAACAACACGCCUUCUCUUCAUUGUCAAUCUUUUUCUUCUUGAUCUUCUUCUUCUUCUCGCGCAGCCUCUUCUUCUUCUCGCGCAGCCUCUGAACAGGAUCCCCAUAGGAGGGAGAGAGAGAGAGAGAGAGAGAGAGAGAGAGAGAGAGAGAGAGAUCCACAGCUUCUUUGAGUGAUUCCGGAUUGGUGAACCCAUCAUCAUCAAAAUUCGCAUUGACGGGUUUGUAGGCUGAAACCAAAUUGAAUUUGUGCCGGUCUAUUGUCUGAAUAUGCGAAUCUGGCAGUGUGAUGUGGAAGUGGGGUUCGAUAAAUGUAGACAUACAUAAGUCAAGAUUUGUCUCCUGGGGUUAUUGGCCUGCUUAGCUUCUUUAGUUUAGAGGACGAGGAGGGGAAGUAUCUGUAUAGAAGGAUGGCUGAUGCAGCUGCUCUUGCGGAGGUUGCAGGCUCCAGAUUUAGUGAAUUGGAGCUGAUUGGAAGAGGAUCCUUUGGAGAUGUCUAUAAAGCGUUUGAUAAGGAGCUUCAAAAAGUGGUUGCUAUCAAAGUUAUUGACUUGGAAGAAUCAGAAGAUGAAAUUGAGGACAUUCAGAAGGAAAUAGCAGUUCUAUCACAAUGUCGAUCAGCAUAUAUUACGGAGUACUACGGGUCCUACCUCCAGCAGACCAAACUGUGGAUAAUAAUGGAAUACAUGGCUGGUGGAUCUGUUGCCGAUCUAAUUCAACCGGGUCAGCCACUAGAGGAGAUGUCUAUAGCUUGCAUUUUACGUGACUUGCUGCAUGCAGUUGAAUACCUCCACAAUGAAGGGAAAAUCCACAGAGAUAUUAAAGCGGCAAACAUUUUGUUGACAGAGAGUGGUGAUGUUAAGGUUGCUGACUUUGGUGUUUCUGCUCAAUUAACAAGGACAAUCUCAAGAAGAAAGACUUUUGUAGGAACACCAUUUUGGAUGGCUCCAGAGGUUAUUCAAAAUUCGGAUGGAUACAAUGAGAAGGCAGAUAUUUGGUCUCUAGGUAUAACAGCUAUUGAAAUGGCAAAAGGGGAACCUCCUCUUGCAGAUCUCCACCCAAUGAGGGUUCUUUUUAUUAUCCCUCGGGAGAAUCCACCCCAGUUGGAGGAGCAUUUCUCUCGUCCUAUGAAAGAAUUUGUUUCAAUGUGUUUGAAGAAGGCUCCUGCCGAGAGGCCAAGUGCCAAGGAACUUCUGAAGCACCGGUUUAUCAGGAAUGCUAGGAAGAGUCCACGGCUUUUGGAGAGAAUAAGAGAGCGACCAAAGUUCCAAUUGAAAGAAGAUGGAGAAAGCCCAAGAAAUGGUCCCAUAGCUCUUGGGGAGGCAUCUGGGACCGUAAAGGUGAUUAGAGACUCAAAAGGUGAAGGAACCGUACGAGCCAGCACCCAAGGUAAAACCUGGAAAAAUGCUGGAUGGGACUUCAGUAUUGGUGGAUCAUCUAGUGCUGGUUCUGGCACAGUGCGAAGUGUUGUAAGGCCACCUCAGGUCAGAGACAGGAAACCAGAUGGUAUUCCAAGAAAAGCACCAGAUGGUGGUAACAGGUGGGCAUCUGCAACUGGAAGUGAUCUUUAUGAUGAGGUUGGAAAAGAUGCUGGAGAUCAAUACGUUGAUGAGAAUCAAGAAUAUCACCAUGAGGAUGAAGAAUUAUCUAUGAGCGGGUCUGGAACUGUUAUUGUACGAUCUCCUAGAGGAGUUCAUUCAUCCUCAUUGUUCAGUGAGCAAAGUAUUUUGUCUAGCAGCACAUAUACUUCUUUUGAUGAUGUUUCCACCAGCGGCACUAUUGUCUACCGCGGACAACAUGAGGAUGCAGAUUCCCCCCGAACUCCUAAGUCCAGACUGGGUAUCCUAGAAAAAACUUCAAGUGUAUCUGAAGACAGUGCAAAGAACCUUGCAGAGGCGAAGGCUGCAAUUCAAGGAGGAUCAAGGAAAGGAAAUUCUCGGGAAAGGUCUGCAUUGGGAAAGAUCAGUAGGGAUGGGCAAGAUAAUAAAAAAUCAGAUCUAACAACAAAUAACUCCGAUUCUUCAAGACAUUUUCGUGAUUACUUAAAUGAGAAGAAAGCAUUUCCAAGAUCACGCCAAACAAGUGAUGAGGAAGACAGUGCCAGAAUCGCUGCGGUUUCUUCGUCCGCUCCACUAUCAAUGUUGUUAAUCCCUUCAAUAAAAGAGGCCAUUGGUGAUGAUUCAGAAGGGCCAGUUGUGCAUGCAGUGUCAAAUUCACUCAUGGAUAUGGAGCGCAUGAAGCCAGGAUCUAGUGAAGUUUUUGUCACCAGAAUCCUUCAGCAGCUCGGAAGUUCAAAGGAACCUUCAUUGAAAGAUCUGCACGAGCUGGCAGCUCGCACCUUUUCCAAGGGCAAGAUGACUCCUGAACAAGCGGAGAACACAAGUCCAGAAGUUGAUAGCAAAAAGCAACCCAAUAAGGAGUUUCAUUCUAAUGCCAAUUUGAGCUCACUAGCAAGGUUCUUGCUUUCAAGAUGGCAAGGCCAAGUUUCUCGAGAUUUGAACCCAACAUAAAGAAGAUUGGAAGUUGUUUGUGUCUAUGCUCUUCUUUGUAUUUCGUUUAUUUAUUAAUUUUGAUUGGAUGUACAUAUCAUUAUAUGAUCUUUCAGUUUUCUUUACUCAGUACAGGAGAAUUCAUAUAUUCUUCUUCUUGUUUACUUUGUUUGUAGUUCAACCAUUUUGUAAAAUUAGGUUUGAUAAUAUCAGUUUUCUUGUACUAAUAUUAACGUUGAUCCCGGUUAUUACUUUC